Messenger RNA from Varroa destructor (honeybee mite), 924 nucleotides. RefSeq lists its product as uncharacterized. The record is from RefSeq and is a predicted model, not a curated record. NCBI's taxonomy places the organism in Eukaryota, Metazoa, Arthropoda, Arachnida, Mesostigmata, Varroidae.
UCUUCUGCGAAGAAAAGCAAAAGAAGGACUAAGACUGGUUUAAAAAUGAAUGCGAAGAUGCUAAUAGAACAGACUAGAACACACUUAACGCUAUUCUAUGCAGUGCACGUAAUGCUUGUGGAAGUGCGGUGCUCUGAAGAUCCGAAUUUUAUGGAGCAGGUGAUGCCGGAAGUUUGCAAAGCCAGCAACAACUUCACCGAACGGAUCUGGCAUCUGGCAUGUAUCGAACAUCUUAUGGGGUAUCACUUCCACCUGUCAUUCUCUACCGAGUUAAGGACCAUGCGAGCCGAGACAGAAUGUUAGAAAACGCCGCAGACACGUGCUUCAAGGUAGUUCAGAAUCUCACCGGCUGGCCCGAAAUGAUAGACAUUGUUUGUGCCGGAGACGAGAAUCGCGGAUCGUCUUCCAUCAAAAGCUGUUUCUCAAAAAGCAUAUCGGAGUACCUUAUGUUCGAUGCCAGAGACGUGGACAAAAUUACUCGGGAGUGCAGAAAUAAAUCACCACCAGAAGAUUCAACUGUUAUUGUGGAGUGACAACACGCAAGGCCGUAUAGAGCGUAGUCGACCGUUUAUUUUUCCUGUGACUUUUCGAUGAUUGCAAAAUAAUAAACAUUUAAGUAUGGUGACAAUGUUAAUCUAGAGUUUCGUAUUUUGACUUUAGUCUAUGCAUCAACGGUAGAUUGUACAAUGAUAAUUAUUAAGAGGGAUGUAGCACACUAACCGGAUUCAAAGCAUGUUUACGUUGCCCCCGCAUAGAGGGUACUUUAUAACGUUAAAGAAAUUCUUCACUCACGUUGCCAAACGCUCCUAACUCGUAUGAACCUCUUCGCUAUAGCACUUGCGGUAGCUAGUACUGAAUAUGGAUCUAUUUUCAGAAAACUUAGGAAUCUGUCAGACGCACAUUACUUCCUUGAUCUUUUAGUUU